AUGAAAGGAGAGGCAGGCAUUGUGGGAAUGAAAGGAGUGCGCGGAGCUGUGGGAAUUAAAGGAGAGCGAGGCAUUGCGGGAAUGAAAGGAGUGCGCGGAGUUGUGGGAAUGAAAGGGGAGCAAGGCAUUGCGGGAAUGAAAGGAGUGCGCGGAGCUGUGGGAAUGAAAGGAGAGCGAGGCAUUGCGGGAAUGAAAGGAGUGCGCGGAGUUGUGGGAAUGAAAGGGGAGCGAGGCAUUGUGGGAAUGAAAGGAGUGCGCGGAGCUGUGGGAAUGAAAGGGGAGCGAGGCAUUGCGGGAAUGAAAGGGGUGCGCGGAGCUGUGGGAAUUAAAGGAGAGCGAGGCAUUGCGGGAAUGAAAGGAGAGCGGGGCAUUAUGGGAAUGAAAGGAAGAAAAGGAGACAAAGGAGAGAAAGGAGAAAGCGCCAGAGCAACUCAAACAAGUGUAGUACCACAAACCAACUGGAAACAAUGUGUGUGCAAAUCAAGCAGCGAUACUGAUAACGGAAAGAUUAAGGUAAAAAUAAAUAGAAUAAGAAUCAUAACACACUCCUAAGAAAAUUCAUUCCUUUUUAAAUUAAAAUGCUUCAAAGAAGAACGUCUCUCCUCUCACUCACCGUUUGCUAACACAUAACAGAAAUAACUAAGUUGGAUUUCUCUCUACUUUGGUUCUUUUUUGAACGAAAAAAAAGAAAACCAUCGUGAGUGUUAAAAUGAUUCCUGCCAUAUGGAGAAGAACAACAAAAAUUUAAGCUAUUACAGAGUUUUUAACAUUAGGAAGUAAUCUUGACUGGAGUUGUUAGUAUCAAUCAUUACACACGGUUGCUCGCCUUACUACAAUUAUAUGUUUAAUUUUAUUCCAGGACUGUGCAUUUAACAAACUGCAGUCUCAUUCAGCUCUCAGAGUCUCAUUCCAGGGAAACAUGAGGGUCCGGGGUUAUGUAAACAAGUGCAAUCGCUGGUAUUUCAAGUUCAAUGGAAACGAAUGCAGUGGGCCAAUGACGAUUGAGGCUGCUGUUUAUAACUACUGGUCAUCUGGGAACCCUAAUCUGCUGCAUCAUCGGUCAUUUGAGGGGUACUGUGAAAACAUUCCACAAGGUGCUGUUAGAGUGGAAUUAUGGGUAGGACAGUGCAGUGGCUACAAGGGUGAUGCUUACACUGGGUGGAAUUCAGUGUCCCGGAUAAUGAUUGAAGAAGUAUCUAGGUCCCAGUCCUAA
Messenger RNA from Porites lobata, 1213 nucleotides. NCBI's taxonomy places the organism in Eukaryota, Metazoa, Cnidaria, Anthozoa, Scleractinia, Poritidae. The record is from the annotation of a GenBank genome assembly.